Messenger RNA from Corylus avellana, 1272 nucleotides. The record is from RefSeq and is a predicted model, not a curated record. NCBI's taxonomy places the organism in Eukaryota, Viridiplantae, Streptophyta, Magnoliopsida, Fagales, Betulaceae.
AUGGUGAUUGAGAUUUUUAGGCCUUUCCUUCACAACCAUGUGUUGUCGCUGAGUGAAAAGAAGAGAGAAGAUAAGGUUUUAUGCAAGGGAUGCAAUGAACAUUGCGAUGAAGGUCCGAUCUACAGUUGCAGGAAAUGCGACUUCAACCUGCACGAAUCAUGUGCAAAGCUACCGCAGGAGUUGCACAACCCCCUUCUUCACCCACACCCUCUUUCCCUAGAAUUCGCAGAAUACGGUGGGCUUGGGAGUUACUGUAGAGCUUGUGGCGACGAUACUCUCCGGGCGGGGUUAAUCUUCCGCUGCGACAAGUGCAAGUACUUCAGGGUUCAUGUUAAGUGCGCUUUUAUAAGGCCAGCGAUAGAAGAAGGGGAGGAGGAGGCAGUUGUUGUUGGUACACAUUCUAGCCACCGCCAUCAUCCAUUGCUACCCUUGGAGAACAUACCUGCCCAUCUCAUUAACUGCAGCGUAUGUGGAAAAUACUGCUCGGACCCGAAGACCUAUGGUUGCCUCCCAUGUGGCUUCUUUCUCCAUCCCUCGUGUUUUAAGUUGCCGGAAGAGAUUUUCCAUCCCUUUCAUCCAUACCAUCCUCUCACCCCAAAACGAUUCGAAAUUUCUAAAAGAUUCUCCAUAGAUCACUCCAGAUAUGGAGACUCCAUAAUCAUCAUUAAUCAUGAUGAUAAUGUUAAAUGCAAUGCCUGUCGCGAGGAUAUCCCGUGGGACACAUUCGCCUACGUUUGUGAGUGUAAGAUUAAAUGUAGCUUUUGCUUACAAUGCGCUAGUGUGAUAAUGCCUGCCAUAACAUACCAUGGCCACGAUCACCUUCUACUAUUCAAUGACAAUAUUAGAAAGAUCGAGUGCAGCGCUUGCAACAAAUCCAGUGCUUGUGAAUCAUAUGGCGGUUUCCGUUGUCUGUAUUGUGAUUGCAAUCUCCAUCUUACGUGUGGUCCAUUACCAUCUACCAUUAAACACAAAUCCCACAUACAUCCCCUUAUUCCCACGCAUUCUCUUGCUGAACAUGAAGAUGAGACACAAGAUGAAUUCUAUUGCGAUGCUUGUGAGGAAGAAAGAGACCCAUUCUUACCCAUCUAUUCUUGCGCCGAAUGUCAUUUUGUUGCUGAAAUUUCUUGCGUCAUCUCAGAGGCUGCCAAGAAGAUCGCUGAUAAGCUCGCAAAAGAUUUCCAGUCGGUUCUUAGAGAAUUUCAGAAGGCUGCAACUGAGAGGGAAACAAACUAUGCUCCUUUUGUUCCUAAUGAAGGUCUUCCAUCCAGAUAG